Molecule: messenger RNA, 2796 nt
Organism: Cuscuta campestris
Lineage: Eukaryota; Viridiplantae; Streptophyta; Magnoliopsida; Solanales; Convolvulaceae
Source: the annotation of a GenBank genome assembly
CACGUUAGGUAGGUAACAUGUCAAAUCAUUUUGUAGAAAAAACAAUGCCGCGUUUUGUUGAUAAGCAAAACGGUAUGGUCUAAUACCAAUUUAGUCAUUUCAAAUUCAAUUUUAUUUCACUUGAAUUGCGUGGCGAGAAGGUAUCUGCUCAUCAAUUUUUUUGUCUCCAUUCUUAUCAACCUAUCUAAGAUCUUGAAAGAUAACAUAAGUGCAUACAUGUUAUCUACUUGGCCUCAAGAUUUGUAUGAAAAAGUACAGCCUAUUACUUCAUUUCUUCAACCUCCCGAAUUGUUUUCGGAAGAAGAGUUCUAAAAAAUUCUAUUGAAGGACGUGUCACAAAUGAUCUGGAGUCUGUCAAGGUUUCUACUACUAUAUUGAAGGAAGGAGUUAACUUACAUUGCCUGCACUAUGAGAAUCAUAAUUGAAUCACUACAAAAAGUACUGAUCCAUCUAAAUCAGGAGAGAAACACAAUCUCUGCAUGCUUCCGGCCAUCAUCUAUUGAUGGAACCAUUCAGGCAGAUCGGGGAGGCGCUAGGAGGCAUCAAGGCUUUAAUGGUUUUCCAAGACUGCAUACAGGUGAACCAGAGGCAAUGCUGUUUAUUGGUGGACAUGCUCACCUGUGCGUACAACACAACUGCGGAGUUGAUGAAACAGAACCUCAGAUUUGAAGAGAGGAAUUUCAAGUGGAAAGCUAUGGAAGCCCCGUUGAGAGAGCUCCUCAGGGUAUUCAGAGAGGGCGAAAUGUACGUCAGGCACUGUUUAGACGCAAAAGAUUUCUGGGCAAAAGCCAUAACCCUGUACCAGAACACCGACUGCGUAGAAUUCCACAUCCACAACCUUCUCUCCUGCUUCUCUGUUGUGAUUGAGGCCAUCGAAAUGGCUGGAGAAGUCUCCGGUUUCGACCACGACGAGAUCCAGAAGAAGAGAACUGUUUGCGCACUCAAGUAUCUCAAGGAGUGUAAAGACCAAAGAAUCUUUAACUGGAGAUUCGGGAACGAGUACCUGAUUUCUCCAGACUUCCGCACUCGGAUAAACUCGGCGUGGAACGAGGACAGAUGGGUCCUGAAAACAAAAGUCCAGGAGAGGAAAGUUUCGUCGAAGCAGGAGCAGCGACUUGCCGAUCUCCUCUUGAGGAACUUAAAAGUUGUCGACCCAUCGUCACCACCAGAUAAACUGGUGCCUUGCGCGGCUUUAAUCGGGUCCAAAGACUACCACGUGAGGCGGCGGUUGGAAAUCGAUAGCCAAUACAAGGAGGUUCAGUGGUUGGGCGAGAGCUUCUGUCUGAGACACUUUUUCGGUGACAUUGAACCAAUCGUCUCAGAAAUCUCUCGCGAACUCAUUCUCUCACACCCAAACGUAUUGCAAACAUUCUGUGGCUUCACGGAUGAAGAGAAGAAAGAGUGUUUCUUUAUCAUGGAUCUCAUGAUCAAGGACCUAUCCAGUUACAUCAAAGAGGUUUGUGGUCCGAAGAAACGGGUCCCCUUUUCUCUCCCAGCUGCAGUUGACUUGAUGCUUCAGGUUGCAAGGGGCAUGGAAUAUCUCCAUUCGAAGAAGAUUAAUCACGGGAAUUUAAACCCUUAUAAUGUCCUGGUAAAAGCUAGAAGUCCCCACGUGGAAGGUUACUUGCACGCUAAGGUUUCCGGUUUUGGCGUAAGCCACACUCGGAAAACACAUUCUAAUCAGCAAAGCUCACUCAGUUAUAUCUGGCAUGCGCCAGAAGUCCUCGCCGAGCCAGAAGAGUACUCAGAGAAGUCUGAUGUGUACAGUUUUGGGAUGAUUUGCUUUGAGGUGUUGACAGGGAAGGUCCCAUUUGAAGACGGGCAUCUCCAAGGAGAGAAAAUGAGCAGAAACAUAAGGGUGGGGGAGAGGCCUCUCUUCCCCUUUCCUUUGCCAAAGUAUCUGACAAGCCUAACAAAGAAGUGCUGGCAUGCCGAUCCGAACCAACGGCCAGGAUUCUCAUCCAUCUGCAGGAUCCUUCGCUACAUAAAACGGUUCAUGGUUCUGAACCCAGAACACACGCAACAGCCAGAUUCACCCAUGCCGCCGUUAGACUACAGUGAUGCUUUCUUUGCAAAUAGAACGGCACAAAUUCCAUUGCAAGUAACGCAGAUCCCUUUCCAAAUGUUUGCAUAUAAAAUGGCAGAAAGGGAAAAAUCAGCCGGGGAAAAUAACUCUGAAUCGGGAAGUGAUGCUUCAGCUUGUGGAGAUGAUGGUUUGAUUGCAGAAGACCCACUCCCAUCACCUACUGAGAGAAAGUCUCUCGGUUCACCAAAAGUUUUGAGCAAAAAGCUUUUAAUAUCAAAGAAAUCUGUUGACAUCAAAUCAAGCAAACAGCCAGGAACACCAAUGGGACGUUCUGUCACUUCAGUCAGGCCUCCGCAUAUGAGCCGAUAUGGACGCCCUAAGAGAAUGAACUCUGAGAGUCAGUUGAUGGUUAUGAGCCCAAGAGAACGAAGGAUUUCUGGUCACAUGUCAGAUUCUGAGCUCCCCUAGCCUCCUUACAUUGCUACUUGCAAGAUAUUAAUCCAACCUAGCUAUUUCAUCCACAAGUGGCCUCAGCUAAGAAAUGCCAACAUUAUAAUAGGGUCUGAUAAAGCUUAGAGAGUAACAUAGCCAUAUUUUUUGUUAUUUUGGCAUUUAAGUUGGCUGAAGUCCAUAGUUCCAGAAUUCAGAUAUAGGAAUUAAAAUUGCUAACAUUUUUUCCCCUUCGUUUAGGAGUUGAAACUCCUAAUGCCAACAGACACUUCCCAUUGUUACGUGUGCUCUGAGGAUUCAAAUUAAGCUCACACACUCCU